This is a messenger RNA of Sinocyclocheilus grahami, 3215 nucleotides long. It is a transcript of the gene nlrp12l, whose product is annotated as NLR family pyrin domain containing 12-like. The record is from RefSeq and is a predicted model, not a curated record. The transcript is spliced from 11 exons. Gene Ontology annotation, molecular function: protein binding. Lineage: Eukaryota; Metazoa; Chordata; Actinopteri; Cypriniformes; Cyprinidae. The coding region runs from base 131 to 3214 and encodes 1027 amino acids.
AGCGAAAUCACUGAAGCGAAAGUAGAAUGGGCGAGACAUUUGGACAUAUACUCGGCUUGUUCAAAAAUAAAAAAGCUGUUGAAACCUUGGACAUUAAGUUUAACUUAAGAAAAAGGUCAACUACAUUUAAAUGAAUCCGCCAGAUUUAAGCACUCCAUGGACAGUCUCACAAAAACAGCACAGCCAUGCUUCUUUAAAAAGUGCUAAUUCUAUGCUGGAUUCAAUUGAUUUGAAAAGAGAACCUCUUUUUUCAGUACAAAGGUUUGAUAAGCAGAGAAAGCUGAAUGAUGUGUCGAAUAAAAGCCAGGCAUCAAUGACUGAACCAAUUUAUUUCGACUUUGAAGACUUUGCCACUGAACAACAGUCUCACAAGAACAAUAUUCCUGAAUUAACAGUCCAUUCCAAUUCAGCCAUGAAGUGCCAACAAGAAUAUAAAUCAAGACUGAAAGCCAAAUUUCAGUGCAUUCGCAAUGACAUGUCCAAACAAUCGCAUCCCACGUUCCUGAACGACAUCUUCACAGAGCUUUUCAUCACUGAAGGGGAAAGUGAGAAUGUCAACAAAGAACACGAGGUGAGACAGAUUGAGACAGCGAUGAGGAGAAAAACCACAGUGGACAUUCCAGUCAAAUGCAAUGACAUUUUUAAACACUCGUCUGAAGAAAACAGACCCAUCAAAUGUGUGCUGACUAAGGGUGUUGCAGGCAUUGGGAAAACAGUUUCAGUGCAGAAAUUCAUACUGGAUUGGGCUGAGGGCAGCGCUAAUCAGGAUAUCAAGUUAGUGUAUCCGCUUCCAUUCCGAGAGCUGAACCUGAUGAAAGGGAAACAUUUCAGCUUGAUUGAGCUUCUCCAACACUUCAAAAUGGAAACAGGCUCUGGAGAUAAUCACGAAAACCAAAAAGUUCUCUUUGUCUUUGACGGUCUGGAUGAAUGCCGCUUUCCUUUGGAUUUCCAGAAUAACGGAAAGUUGAGUAACCCAACUCUGCCAGAUUCUAUUGACGUUUUGCUAACCAAUCUCAUCAGUAACAAUCUGCUUCCUGAUGCCCUCAUUUGGAUAACAUCUCGACCAGCAGCAGCCAGUCAGAUCCCUCUUGAGUAUAUCGACCUGGUGACUGAAGUUCGAGGGUUUAAUGACCCACAAAAGGAGGAAUACCUCAACAAGAGAAUCAAUGAUAAACACCUCUCUGGUCGUAUCAUCACGCACUUAAAGUCGUCAAGAAGUCUGUACAUCAUGUGUCAUAUACCAGUCUUCUGUUGGCUCUCCGUUACGGUGCUAGAGAGAAUGUUCAACACAGCAGAAGAUGAAGAAAUCCCCAAGACUCUUACUCAAAUGUACACACACUUCCUUCUCAUCCAAUCCCAUGCGAAAAACAUGAGAUACACAAAAGAGCACAACCCAGGCCCAGAGGAUGAAGAAAUGAUUUUAAAGCUAGGUAAGCUAGCCUUCCAACAACUGAAAAAUGGCAAUCUGAUAUUCUAUGAGGAAGACCUGAUGGCCUGUGGGAUUGAUGUGAAGGAGGCAGUGGUGUACUCAGGAGUUUGCUCACAGAUCUUCAGAGAGGAAUCUGCAUUAACCGAGAACAAAGUCUACUGCUUUAUCCAUCUGAGCAUUCAGGAGUUUUUGGCAGCCAUGUAUGUGUAUUACAUCUUUAAGGUCCACCACAACAAUGUUCUUGAUCAUGAAGAGCAUCAAGAGCUUACCGAGACCACCUUCUUUGAAUUGCAUAAGAGUGCCAUUGACGAGGCUCUAAAGAGCGAGAAUGGACAUCUGGAUCUUUUUCUCCGCUUCCUUCUGGGACUUUCCUUGGAGUCCAAUCAGAGCCUUUUACAAGGCUUGCUUUCUCAGUCUGGUAGCACAGACUGUCAAAGCAUUGUGGAAACCGUUGAAUAUGUCAAGAAAAUGAUAGAGGAGACGUCCGUGCCAGAAAAGUCCAUAAAUCUCUUCUACUGUCUCAAUGAACUGAAUGAUCUCUCUUUGGUCAAGGAGGUCCAGAGGUUCCUGAACUCUGGGCAUUUUUCUAAACUUUCCCCUGCACAGUGGUCUGCUUUGGUUUUUGUGUUACUGACAUCAGAAGAGAAGCUGGAUGUGUUUGACCUGAAGAAGUAUAUCAGAUCGGAUGAAGGCCUCACCAGAUUGUUGCCAGUGGUCAAAGCUUCAGAAACUGCGCUACUGGAUAAUUGUGGACUUACUAUGAGAUGCUGUAGAACUCUUGCCUCCACUGUUGGCUCUAGCUCUUCUAAUGUACGAGUGCUAGAUCUGUGCAGUAACUCCAUUGGAGACAAAGGACUGGAGCUUCUGACAGCCGAACUGGAAAACACACAGUGUAAUUUAGAGGAACUGAGGCUCUCAUACUGCAGAAUCACCACACGCGGCUGCUCUGUUCUUACAACAGGACUGCUUCCAAACCUUCCAAACCUUAGGGUGUUGGACCUGAGUGAAAACAGUCUGAGAGAAGCAGGAAUUAAGAUCUUGGCCAAUUACGUGAAGCAUCAGCACUGUAAACUUGAGAUAUUGAGACUUAAGGACUGCAGAGUUACAACUCAAGGGAGCAUUGAAAUAGCCUCAGCUCUGCUGUCCAACCCGUCACACUUAAGAGAGCUCGAUCUGCACUGGAAUAACCCAGGAGAUGAUGGAGUGGAGAAGCUUUCAGCUGUAAUAAAGCAUCCACUCUCACAGCUAGAAACACUUUGGCUAAGUUACGGUUUGCUCACUGAGAAAUCCUGUCAGUCUUUGGCUUCGGCUCUGAGGUCCAGUGUCUCUACUCUGAAAGCUUUAGAUCUGAGUGGCAACACAAUCUAUGAUGAAGCGGUGAAAAGGCUCUCAAAUGGACUUGGGAGCCCUCACUGUAAAAUAGAGAUUUUGAGGUUGGCAUUGUGUGAGAUCACAGAGGUGGGUGUUGAUGAUUUGGCCUCAGCUCUUGUUUCUAACCCAGCUCAUCUGAGAGAGCUGGACCUGAGACAGAACCACAUCAAAGAUUUCGGUGUAUCAAGACUCGCUGAAGUGGUGAAGAUUUCCAAUUGUAGGCUGGAAACAUUAUGUUUAGGAGACAGUGGGGUCACAAAGAACGGUUGUGCUGUCCUCGCUGCCGCUCUAAACUCAAACCCGUGGUAUCUGAGAGAGCUGGACCUGAGCAGUAAUGAGCUCACAGAUGCAGGGAUGAGGCUCCUUUCUCCUGUCCUGAGGAAUCACAGCAGCAACAUUAUGAAAUUAGAGUAGG